AUGAGCUCAUCGUGCGUUGUACCCGUGUCGCCCAUCGCCGCGCUUAAACGCGCGCGCAGCGCCGACGAUGACUUGCGUGUUUUCAAGGCUAGUAAGCAGGCCUGUAACGCAUCGCCGCACUCCCCUCGUGCCGUGGCUGCCGCUGUCCUGGUCCAACGUCAGCAGCAGCAGCAUAUUCUGCACCACAAGAUGCAGCAGCAACAACAGCAGCAACAGCAGCGCCAAGCCGUGUCGCCUUUUGUGCUAGCCUGCGGCAAUAUCCGCUACGCCAUCACUUUCAUCCAAAACUCGCGCCGCCACGCGCUAGCGCUGUGUCUGCAGAACCAAUGGGAGCGUGCGCUUACCGUGCUCGAGAAGAUCGAGCGUGCAAACGACAAGAUUUCGCGCCAGCGUCGCAUUAGAGUGCGCCAACAGGCCAACGCUGACGCCAACCGUGUCUUCGAUGCGCUGGCCAUGCCCACUCAGCAGCCGCAGGUGCCCUCACCCGUCAAGGCCAUCAAACCCAAGAAAUACGUGCGCUUUAGUGACAUAGUGCAAGUCGCUGAGGCUGAGGUGGUUGACCGCUCGCCCGCUCCGAUGCCCAUGCUCAUGCGUGACGAGAUCUUGGUGCUGCGUGCGUCGCGCCCGAUCCCGCUACGCAACUUUUCCGAGUUUUGGAGCUCCUGUUCGUAG
This is a messenger RNA of Peronospora farinosa, 672 nucleotides long. The record is from the annotation of a GenBank genome assembly. NCBI's taxonomy places the organism in Eukaryota, Oomycota, Peronosporomycetes, Peronosporales, Peronosporaceae.